UGUGUAUACGGAACCUAUGAGGGCGGUAAAGGAAGAGGGAAAUUUGAAACUAGGCGGCGCUGUCGGCUACAGCUGUCAACAGGACACUUUCAGCUUAUUCAUCUGUACGUCGAUGAAUAUCCUGCAACAUUUCGUCGAAACGAAAAGACUAAGUCAUAAUGGAUCACUUAAGAGAUCAGAGUCUGAAUUUGGACUCCCCAUCUAAACAGAGUUAUGUUGGCAGUUUUUACCAACCUCCAGAGAAACUGUCAAGACCUCUGUACAUGAACACAGCCACACAUCCACAGGAAAGAAAGCGCUCUGGUGUGCAGGACAUCAGCCCACAGCUUUAUCAAACAGUACCCGAUGCUGGAAGCAGAGCUGUGAUAGCAGCCCUGAAAACACUGCAGGAGAAGAUGCGACGCUUGGAGCUGGAGAGAGUUCAGGCAGAGAGGAACGUACAGCAUUUCUCGAAGACUGUUCGAUAUCAGGCGGAUGCUUCUGCACAGAGAGAACCGGAUCACAGCACACAAGAGAAUCACUCUACACAGAGGAAAGAGCUGGUUUCCAAGCUUCAUUCCACGGAAACACGCUGCUCUCUGCUGGAAAAACAGCUCGACUACAUGAGGAAAAUGGUGGAGCAUGCAGAGAGAGAGAGAAUCACCCACACACACAGACAGGACUCUAUGUGUAGGGAAAGCACACAAACAGACCCACAAGUGCAGACACAGCUCAACAAAUUGGAAAGACUGGAAAAGGAUUAUCUAAAACUCACCAGUACGCAGUCUAUAGCUGAGAGGAAGAUUGAGCUCUUAGAACAGAAACUUUUAAAGGAGCAACAUGAAUGCAAAAUUGUGCAGGAGAAAGCCGAGGAGUUGCAGCGAGAGCUUGAAAACAAUCUCGUUUCCCUUUCUGCUGUGAUUCAACCUAAAGGCAAGAAAAAGAAGAAAGAAAAGUCCUCUUGCAAGAAGCCCUCCUCGAUGAAGGUGGAGGCUAAACACCUUCCGUUUGUGGCUGGAACAUCGACCAGUCCCAGUCACUCAGUCAAUGCCAAUGUUCAGAGUGUUUUGCACCUGAUGAAGCACAGAAACCCACGGCUGUGUGAGAGAGUCAGUGCACUGCAGAAGUCCGUUUCUGGGAACCAGCGGGCCCAGCGCAGACCUCCGUCCUCCCCCAGCAUAGCAGCUUCCACACUGGGCAGCCUUUCUGAUCUUCUGCUCGCCCUUCAGGAUGAACUGGGACAGAUGAGCUUGGAACACCAGGAGCUGGUCAAGCAGAUAGAUGAGACCUCUAAACAAGAGCUUCAUGACGAUCUGGAGCGAGAGCUGGACUGUCUGGUCAAGAGAAUGGAGGAGAAAGCAGCUCAAAUCUCCAAACUGCGCAAGCAUCAGCAAACAGUUCAGAAACUCUCCCAGCCAUCUUGUAGCCCCAAGCAAAAGCAGCAGAAGCAUCACAGGGCUUCCAGCGUAGAGGGUAAAACCAGGGCACAGAGUGGGGUACAACCACCGCCACCAUCCCCUGUCAAAGCCUCGGCCAGCACGGGACAGAAACAGAACAGGAGCAGUCAAGAGUCCCUGAGGCUCCUCAGAGAGACACAGAAACUGUGCCCUAGCCUCUGCAGACAGGACAUUGUUUGGGAGACGUAGUAACAUUGUCCUGAAACACACAUCCGGGGCUUUAGAAGAAUUAUAGCACCUCAAGAAUUAUACCUGAAAUUUGUCCUCAGAAGAUCACUCCAAAAACCUGUUUAAUUCUGAAUGACUUUCAUGAGAUUUUUUAUUGGUUUUUAUUUUUGUUUGAAUAAGUUGUAAAUAAAAUGUCUACAUAUAUUUAUAGUA
This is a messenger RNA of Carassius carassius (crucian carp), 1817 nucleotides long. It is a transcript of the gene cep57l1, whose product is annotated as centrosomal protein 57, like 1. Gene Ontology annotation, molecular function: identical protein binding; microtubule binding; gamma-tubulin binding. Gene Ontology annotation, cellular component: centrosome. The record is from RefSeq and is a predicted model, not a curated record. Lineage: Eukaryota; Metazoa; Chordata; Actinopteri; Cypriniformes; Cyprinidae. The coding region runs from base 159 to 1625 and encodes 488 amino acids. The transcript has 11 exons.